Messenger RNA from Sporothrix brasiliensis 5110, 1881 nucleotides. Its product is annotated as very-long-chain acyl-CoA synthetase family protein (CefD1). The record is from RefSeq and is a predicted model, not a curated record. Gene Ontology annotation, molecular function: long-chain fatty acid transmembrane transporter activity; long-chain fatty acid-CoA ligase activity. The coding region runs from base 1 to 1881 and encodes 626 amino acids. NCBI's taxonomy places the organism in Eukaryota, Fungi, Ascomycota, Sordariomycetes, Ophiostomatales, Ophiostomataceae. The transcript has 3 exons.
AUGGAACUCGUAACGACGGCGGCGGCUGCAGCUGCGGCCACCACCGCCGGCCUGGCCUACCUCGAGGCCCGUUUCCACCUCCGCAAAGACAUCCAGUACAUCCGCGGCCGCCGCAUCCUGGGCAAGAUGAUGGCCCGCGCCAUCAAGGAGAAACGGCUCUCGCCGUACUACUUUAUCGAAGAAAACACGCGCCAGAAUCCCGACCAUGAGGCCAUAUGGUCGCGCGACGGCUGCUACACGCGCAAGGAGAUGUACGACCGCGCCAACCAGUACGCCCAGUGGUUCCUCAAGCAGGGCGUGCAGCCCGGCGACCUCGUGGCCUUCUUCAUGAUCAACUCGCCCGACUUUAUCACGGCAUGGCUCGGUCUGCUGGCCAUUGGCGCUGCGCCGGCCAUGAUCAACUUCCACCUGACGAACAAGCCGCUGCUGCACUGCCUGGGCAUCAGUGCAGCCAAGCUGAUUCUUGUCGACGGGCCACCCGACGCCCACGCACGCAUCGCUGCUGUCCAGACCGACCUGGACGCACAGGGCUACCGCGUGGUCGAUUUGGCCGACGCGCGCCCCGAAGUGUAUGCCAUAGAUGCGCGGCGACCGGGCGACGAGCUGCGGGCGGGCGUGCAACCCCACUGGCCGUCGUCCAUGUUCUAUACGAGCGGCACGACCGGCCUGCCCAAGGCGUGCUACCUCCCGAUUGCACCCAUGUUUGGCCACGGUGCCAGCAACUUGACAGGACUCAACCCGGUCGACCGCCCCAACGAGCGCUACUACGUGUGCAUGCCCUACUACCACGGCACGGGCGGCAUCAAUGCCAUGGCGCAGGUGCUGUGCGGCACGACGCUGUGCAUUGCGCCCAAGUUCAGCGUGUCCGGCUUCUGGCGGGACAUUCGCGACUCGCGGGCCACCUGGUUCGUGUACGUCGGCGAGACGCUCCGCUAUCUGCUGGCGGCACCGCCGUCGCCCGACGACAAGAACCACAAUGUGCACACCAUCUUUGGCAACGGCCUGCGGCCCGACGUCUGGGACAAGUUCCGUGACCGGUUCGGCAUCGAGCGCAUCCACGAGUUUUUCAACAGCACCGAGGGCGUCUUCCCGCUCGACAACGUCUGCCGCGGCGACUUCCACAAGCACUCGGUCGGCCACCACGGCCUGCUGCUGCGCUGGCGAUACAACGACGAGUACAUCCCCGUGGCCAUUGAUCCCGAGACGGGCGACAUUGCGCGUAAUCCGGACACGGGCUUUGCUUACCGGGUGCCCUACGCGCAGGGCGGCGAGGUGCUCAUCCGCAUCCCCGGCGAGCGUGUCUUUGGCGGCUACGUGGGCAACGAGGCGGCCACCGAGAAGAAGCUGGAGCGCAAUGUGUUCCGGAAGGGCGACUGCUUCUACCGCACGGGCGAUGCGCUGCGGCGCGACGACGACGGGCGCUGGUUCUUCAUGGACCGGCUGGGCGACACCUUCCGGUGGAAGGGCGAGAACGUGUCGACCACCGAGGUCGGCGAGGUGCUCGGCAAGUUCCCCGGCGUGCUCGAGGCCAACGUCUACGGCGUCGGGCUGCCGGGGCACGACGGCAAGGCGGGUGCUGUGGCACUGCACCUGGACCCAGCCAAGCGAGCCGACUUUAAUCAUCAGCAGUUUUUGGCGCACGCCCGCAAGCACCUCCCAAAGUACGCCGUGCCCGUGUUUGUGCGGCACGUCCAGGAAGCCUCGACGACACACAACAACAAGCAGGACAAGAUGCCACUCAAGAACGAGGGCGUUGAUCCGGACAAGGUGGCGGCGGGCGAUGUCAUUAUGUGGAUCGACGGCCACGGCAAGGGCACCACGUAUGUGCCGUUUAAGCGAGACGACUGGGAGCGUCUUCACGCUGGGAAGGCGAGGCUGUAG